Molecule: messenger RNA, 2198 nt
Organism: Ixodes scapularis (black-legged tick)
Lineage: Eukaryota; Metazoa; Arthropoda; Arachnida; Ixodida; Ixodidae
Product: acylpyruvase FAHD1, mitochondrial
Exons: 3
Coding region: 104-754 (216 amino acids)
Cellular component (GO): mitochondrion
Molecular function (GO): acetylpyruvate hydrolase activity
Source: RefSeq, a predicted model, not a curated record
CGAAGCUAAUCAAAUCAACAGAUAUUGAGUCAUCCAGGGACGACGGGGCGCGGGUCACGUCGUCGGUCACGGUCAGUCGCAGUAGCUGUCCAGAUUGUUCAUCAUGAGGCUGAGCAGGUUUACGGAGUUCGGCAGGAAGAUCAUAUGCGUGGGGAGGAAUUACAGGGACCAUGCCAUUGAACUCGGCAAUGAAGUUCCAGAGAAGCCCUUGCUGUUUAUGAAGCCUCCCACAGCCUACGUCACAGAGGGCAAUCCAAUUAAGAUUCCCCGCGGCUGUCAGGAGCUGCACCAUGAGGUGGAGCUGGGGGUGGUGGUGGGGCGCCGCGCCCGCGACCUGAACCCAGACACGGCCCUGGACGUGGUGGGCGGCUACGCGCUGGCCCUCGACAUGACCGCCCGAGACGUCCAGCGCGAGUCCCAGCGCAGGGGCCUGCCCUGGGAAACCGCUAAGGGCUUCGACACGGCCUGCCCCGUCAGCGCCUUCAUGCCGCGCGAGGCCGUCGCAGACCCGCAGGCGCUGACGCUCUGGUGCAAUGUGAACGGCAUCGAGCGCCAGCGUGGCUCGACCAGCGACAUGCUGUUCGGCGUGGCGGCUGUGCUCAGCCACGCCAGCGGCCUCUUCACCCUCGAGCCGGGCGAUUUGGUGCUCACCGGCACCCCGAAGGGUGUCGGCCCCGUCCAGGAGGGGGACGUCAUCGAAGCUGGCAUCGAGGGCCUCAUCACGAUGAGCUUCCGCGUCGAGCGCCAAGUCUGAUCGCGCUCGCUGGACGCUUACUGCCGACAUUGUCUGUUGAACCGUGCUGAGCUACAAAUACCAUAAAUACCUGUGCCUUUGUGAUCUAUUGAAUUGCACCAACGAGCUACAAAUACCAUAGUGAAGGUAAUGCACAUCGUACACCGCCUUUGCAAUGGACUUCCAUGGUGGUGCCUAUAACCGAUUGGUACAAGAUGUAUCUAAUUGCACCAGUGUGCUACAAAUACCAUUGCAAAGCUACACCAUACACUGCCUUCACAAUACAUGAUGUGUAUGACAUACGACGCAUGAUGGGCAUCACCUUGCACCUCAUACCUUUGGUGUGAGGUGUAUUAAAUUGUACCAUCGAGCUACAAAUAACAUUGCGAAUGUGAUGUACAUCUUACAGCACCUUUGCAAUGUAUGAUGGAUAUCCCCAUCACAAUGGUACUUGUAUUCAUUGGUGCGAGAUGUAUUGAAUCACAUUGAGCUACGAACUUUCGCUAAUGUGAUGUGCAUUGUGCAGUGCUUUUGCAAUGUACGAUGAAUGGAUGUAAGAUGGAAAUAACCUUCAUAAUGGUACGUAUAACCGAUUGGUGCGAGAUGUAUCUAAUCAUUGCGAAGGUGAUGUGCCUCAUACAUCGCCUUUGCAAUAUAUGAUGUAUGGAUGUAUUGCGUACGUCACCUUUACAAUGGUACUUGCAGCUCAUUGGUGCGAGAUGUAUUGGACUUGCAUAAACAAGCUACAAACACCAUCACAAAGGUGGCAUGCAUCGGCUUCACAAUGGUGUGUGCAGUUCAUUGGUCAAGAUAUAUGAUGUAUGUUAUGUAUGCAAUGUACACCUACUUGGAGGCCACUGGAAUAUGGGUGGUCAGGUUUGUUAAAAGGCAGCUGGAAUGUACGACAGAAAAGGGGUGUCUGGAUGCCACACUCGGAUUGUUUCGUUCAGUUUCAUGGGUCCUUGCUACGGAUUGGGCCAUUUGGAAAGUGAUCCCGAAUGCUUAGCUAUAUAUGCUGAAAGGUGGUAGUGCUUGAAAGCUUCCAGAUGGCAUUAGUUGGCACCCCCUCCUGAUAAUGAUAGUGUUUGUUAAUGCAAUCUCUUUUGGAUGAAAGCCUCGGGGAUCAAAUAACGUAGUCUUGGUAAGCACUGUUUACAGCCAUGGUUCUGCAUUUGUGGAGCUUUCGAUUUCUGUUUGAGUUUUUCCUGUUGUCUUUGCAAGAAACUGAACUCUUUGCACGUGUUGAUCAGAGUCUGAAUAUGUCUCACAGUUGUUUCUGUGCGCUCUUAUUUUGAAGUGACUUGGCUUUCUCAACUUUUACUGCUCAGAGGAAGAAAAGCCGUUCACUUGAUUAAAAUAGUAUAGCAAGAACAUGCAUUUAAGACAUUGAUUGGUCAUUCAGCUGUUUCAUAGUAUAUUUCAGGUGGCAAAGAAAUGCCCUUCAAUAAAAUCGAGAGUAAAUUCA